This is a messenger RNA of Labeo rohita (rohu), 1005 nucleotides long. Its product is annotated as olfactory receptor 1-like. NCBI's taxonomy places the organism in Eukaryota, Metazoa, Chordata, Actinopteri, Cypriniformes, Cyprinidae. Gene Ontology annotation, molecular function: olfactory receptor activity; G protein-coupled receptor activity. Gene Ontology annotation, biological process: G protein-coupled receptor signaling pathway. Gene Ontology annotation, cellular component: membrane. The coding region runs from base 13 to 1005 and encodes 330 amino acids. The record is from RefSeq and is a predicted model, not a curated record. The transcript has a single exon.
ACAACAGGCAUCAUGACAUCCAUGCUGUCAAACUCUGCAAAUGUGACUUUUGUUCGUCCUGCAACAUUUUUCAUAAAAGGCUUUUCUAAUGUUCCACAUGUGAAAUACUACUACAUGUUCUUGGCUUUAGUGUAUGUUGUGACUGUUUUGGGGAAUUCAUUCAUCAUGUGUACCAUAUAUUUGGCCCGCAAGCUUCACACAGCCAAAUACAUUGCUGUUUUUCAUCUGGCUCUUUCUGAUCUGUGUGGAAGCUCAGCUUUGAUUCCAAAAGUCAUUGACACAUUUUUAUUUGACCACCAGGUUGUUUCAUAUGAAGGAUGUUUGGCAAAUAUGUUUUUUGUAUAUCAUUUUAUGAAUCUGCAGUCUUUGACACUACUUGUUUUGGCUUAUGACAGACUGGUUGCUAUUUGUUUUCCUCUACAGUAUCAUGCCACUGUAAACAAACCAGCCAUGUUUUUGAUCAUCGGUGUGAUAUGGAUUUUUUCUGUGACAUAUUUCUCUGUACUUGUAGGUUUGGUGAAUAGACUCUCGUUUUGUGGAUCUAAUGUGAUUGAUAGUCAUUUUUGUGAUCAAGGCCUUAUCUAUAAACUAGCUUGUAAUGAUAAUUCUAUAAAUAUGAUGAUGGGAAAAAUUAGCUUUGGUCUCCUCAUGUGCACACCACUCAUACUGAUCAUCAUCUCAUAUUUCUGUAUUGCUCUGGCUCUGGUUAAGAUUGCUCAUGGUGACCGGAUCAAGGCCAUGAAAACCUGCACCUCACAUCUCGUGCUGGUGGCAAUCGGUUAUCUUCCACUUAUAAGCAAUAAUAUUGUAGCCUUAACAACAUCUAUUGAUCCAAACACCCGUAUAAUUAACAAUUCCUUGAGACAGGUAAUACCAUCUAUGCUGAAUCCCAUAAUAUACACUCUAAAGACAGAAGAGGUCAUGCAAUCCAUAAAAGAACUGUACAAACGCAGUAAGGUGAACACAACUCAAAAAAUAAGAAUGAAAUACAGUUGGAAAAAAUAA